Molecule: messenger RNA, 2490 nt
Organism: Cuscuta epithymum
Lineage: Eukaryota; Viridiplantae; Streptophyta; Magnoliopsida; Solanales; Convolvulaceae
Source: the annotation of a GenBank genome assembly
AAGAGGAACACCUUUUGCUGCUCAAACCGCGGUAAUAAAUGCUCUUCGUAAAGUAAUGAAUCGAGGUAUGCUACGAGCUGAAGUAUUUAUAAAAGGUCCCGGUCUCGGAAGAGAUGCAGCAUUACGAGCUAUUCAUAGAAGCGGUCUACUAUUAACUUUUAUAAGGGAUAUAACCCCUAUGCCACACAAUGGCUGUAGACCCCCCAAAAAACGACGUGUGUAGAAAUCAAAAGUGAACCUAUAUCAAGAGAAAUAGAAGAUUCACUAAUAUACUAAAUCAAAAUUUUUAUGGUUCGAGAGAAAGUAGCAGUAUCUACUCGGACACUACAGUGGAAAUGUGUUGAAUCAAGAAUAGACAGUAAACGCCUUUUUUAUGGCCGCUUUAUCCUAUCUCCACUUAUAAAAGGUCAAGCCGAUACAAUAGGAAUUGCGAUGCGAAGAGCUUUACUGGGAGAAAUAGAAGGGGACAUGUAUCACACGUGUAAAAUCUGAGAAAGCCUCGCAUGAGUAUUCUACCAUAGGCGGGAUUCAAGAAUCGAUACAUGAGAUUUUAAUGAAUUUGAAAGAAAUUGUAUUGAGGAGCAAUCAAUAUGGAACUUGUGAUGCGUCUAUUUGUAUCAAGGGACCUCGACAUGUAACUGCCCAAGAUAUAAUAUUACCCCCUCAUGUACAAAUCGUUGAUAACACACAACAUAUAGCUUGGUUGACAGACCUAUUGAUUUUUUUAUUGGAUUAAAAAUAGAGAGAAAUCGCGGAUAUUUCAACAAAGCGGACCUUCACUUUGACGAUGGAAUUUAUCCUAUAGAUGCUCUAUUCAUGCCGGUUCAAAAUGCGAAUCAUAGUAUUCAUUCUUAUGGGAAUGAAAAACAAGAGAUACUUUUUUUGGAAAUAUGGACAAAUGGGAGUUUAACACCAAAAGAAGCACUUCAUGAAGCCGCCCGAAUCUUGAUUGAUUUCUUUAUUCCUUUUUUCCAUAUGGAAGAAGAAAGCUUAUAUUUAGCGGAUGCGGAACACAAAAUUCCCCUAUCCUCCCUUAUCUUUUAUAAUAAAGUGACUAAACUUAUAAAAAAAAAAAAGAAACUUUCAUUGAAAUUAAUUUUUAUUGACCAAUUAGAAUUCCCUCCCAAGAUAUAUAAUUGCUUGAAAAAGUCAAAUAUAUUUACAUUAUUUGAUCUUUUUAAUCACAAACAAGAAUAUCUUUUAAAAAUAGAACAUUUUCAACUAGAAGAUAUAAAAAAACAUAUUGGGGAUUCUAGGAAAAUAUUUUGUACUUUAUUUAUAAGAAACUUCGGUUUAAUUAAUAAAUUAAUUAAAAAAACUUUUUAUAAAAUAUUUUUUAGUCUAGAAUUUGAUCAUUUUAUUUUCAUCACUAUGAAUUAAGAGUUUCAUAUUCAAAAUACGAAAUAUUAAAAAAUAUCAAAAAGGAAUCGAAAAAUUCAUGAAUAUGAAUUUAGGUGUAUCUAGGAAGAACUUUGAAGAAACGCUUCCCUAGAUACACAAGCUUUGGUUUUUUAAAAUUGAAUUAAAACUCCACAAAACAAAUUUAAAAAAGACCUAAAGUGAGAGAUUUCUCAAUAGGUAAUGUUGCACCAAUGCCCAACCAAAAGGUCACUCCGGUACCAAUCAAAAACACAGUGGUUGCUACUGGACGACGAAAUGGGUUUUGGAAUUUAUUAACAUUCUCUAAAAAAAGGGAUUGUUAAUAAUCCCGUAGGUACUGAAACCAUUAAAAGAACACCUAAUAUUUUAUUAGGCACGGUACGAAGUAUUUGAAAUACAGGAAAAAAAUACCAUUCAGGUAAUAUUUCUAACGGGGUUGCAAAGGGAUUUGCGGGUUCACCAAUCAUUGAUGGUUCUAGAACUGCUAAACCUACAUUACAUGCAAUAGUACCAAGAAUAACUACUGGAAAAAUAUAUAAAAGAUCAUUGGGCCAUGCGGGUUCCCCGUAAUAAUUAUGACCCAUACCUUUUGCCAAUUUAGCUCUUAAUACAGGAUCAAUUCAAGUCAGGUUUUUUUAUUAUUGGGAUAGGUGAAGUCUUAGAGAUCCAUCCCCCGAGGGAACCGGACAUGAUAAUUUUUAAUCAUCCAGCUCGAGCAAGACUCAAACAAAUAAUUAACAAAGAAUCUAUAAUUAAUGAAGAAAUACAUUUCUAUAAGAGUAUUAUAUUCAUUUAUACAGAAAAUAUAAUCUUUGAGAUAGGAAUAGUUCAAUGUAAAAGAAAAAAUUUGUUUUUCUCAAGUGAACCUUCUCUAGUCAAAAAAUUACAUUUUUUUAUUAUUUGCUUAUGCCUGACUACUCAAGACCCAAGUAGGCUUCAUUUUCUGAUAGGAUCAAGUGCUUUUUGGGUCGUCUCCAACCUUAGAAUGCGUAUUGAUCUGAAACUAUUUUCAAAAAAUUUUCAUAUUUUCAGAUAUGCAAAAAGGUUUACUUGUUACUAAAAAAAAGUCCAGUUUCUUUUCUUUUUCUUCGUUAGAUCUCUUGUUUCACC